This is a messenger RNA of Python bivittatus (Burmese python), 1044 nucleotides long. Its product is annotated as carbonic anhydrase 13. Gene Ontology annotation, molecular function: zinc ion binding; carbonate dehydratase activity. The record is from RefSeq and is a predicted model, not a curated record. NCBI's taxonomy places the organism in Eukaryota, Metazoa, Chordata, Lepidosauria, Squamata, Pythonidae. Gene Ontology annotation, cellular component: cytoplasm; cytosol.
GUCGUCCUUCUGCCGCUGCCGCUGCCGCUGCCGCUGCCGCCGCUGCUCUGCCCCCCUUUCGGCACCGAGACGAGCAUUCGCCUUUCUGCAACGCCUCCCUCGCCUCCAUCCCGUUAGGAGUCUAAAGUCAUGUUGCACUGGGGCUACGAGGAAGACAACGGACCUACUCAUUGGAAGGAAGUUUUCCCCAUUGCUAAUGGAAACCGUCAAUCUCCCAUUGAUAUUCAAACUCAAGAGACCAAAUAUGACCCCACCCUGCGCCCUCUCAGCCCCAGCUAUGAUCCUUCCUCUGCUAAAGUCAUACUCAACAAUGGACACUCCACCAGUGUGGAAUUUGAUGACACUGAGAAUAAAUCAGUGCUGAGUGGGGGUCCACUCACUGGAAAUUAUAGGCUGCGACAAAUCCACUUCCACUGGGGACCUAGUGAUGACAUUGGUUCUGAACAUGCCGUGGAUGGAGCAAAAUUCGCAGCAGAGCUUCAUGUGGUCCAUUGGAAUGCAGAUAAAUACCCCAGUUUCGUUGAAGCUGCUCGGCAAUCUGAUGGAUUAGCAGUCAUGGCUGUUUUCUUAAAGUUGGGUGAAUGCAAUUCUCAGCUGAAAAAAAUCACAGACCAACUGGAUACCAUUAAAGUGAAGGGUAAACAGCACAGGUUCACCAAUUUUGAUCCUUCCUGUCUGCUCCCUCAUUCUCUGGACUACUGGACAUACCUUGGGUCUCUCACAGUCCCUCCCCUUCUUGAGAGUGUCAUUUGGAUCGUUCUUAGGGAACCUAUAAGUGUUUGCUCUGAACAGCUGGCUAAAUUUCGCAACCUCCUGUGCACUGGUGAGGGAGAGAAUGCCUUUUGCAUGCUGAAAAACUUCAGACCACCACAGCCUUUAAGGGGGCGGGAAGUAAGAAGAAAUUAAAGGAAAGAUAAUUUGCAGUAGUAGUUGACACUGUUUUGGAUGCAAAACCCAUUUAAAAUAUUGCCCUUUUUUUAAAAAAAUGCAUUUUAAUUUGGAGGCAAUGUUUUUCAUUUUUAAAGUGUAGGAAUUUUGAUAGAC